AUGGCUACUUCUGUAGAAAGGAACCUUAAACCACUUACUAUCAACUUUCAACUGGUGCGUCCGUCAUGGUUUUUCAACGGUACCCUCUGUAGAGUAAUUGGCUGGGUCAAACUUCAUGUCUAUUUUACGAAGGCCGUCUUCUUCAUCCUUGGUUUGAUUUCUAGCCACAGCUUCGUAAACAAUGCUGUGGUGGUUCUGUGGAUGGAUUACCUCAUUGGUCAGGGGCAACCGCUUCCACUUGCUGCUAUUGCUUUGAAUGUUCAAGAAGGUUUAUAUGUCAUUUGCACUUUUCUCAUUGCUAACAUAGCCGAUGCCUACAGUACAGGACCUUAUAAAGCAAUAGUUUUCAGCACUGCUUCAUAUGCAUUCGGACUGUUGCUAUGGUUUCUUGCUAACCGGUUCUGGGGCAAUUCAUCCUCCACCGUGGUUAUACUACUUUUUCUGAUGAUGGUACUAGUAACUGUGGGCAAGGCAAGUCAGGAUCCUUGUUUAAAAGCAUUUCUACGUGAUCAAUUAGUCGAGCAUAAACCUAACCUUAACGCAGAUAACGACCAAGCUGACGAGGUUCCUAGUAAACCAGACAUCAGUAUAGAUUAUGACAACGCUGAGGUUCGAAGAAAAUUUUGGUGGCGCAUUGCUUCUACGGUGGGCACUGUCUCGUCUGUGAUAAUGGCCAGAUCAGUUUCUGAUCAGAGAAUGAUCACUGUGAUUUCAUUUUCGGUUAUGGCAUUGGCUUGUUUAACCUUUGCGUUAGGAAAAAGCUCUUACUACCCCGACAAACCAACUGGAAGCCCCCUUAUCGUUAUUUAUAGAGUUCUUAAUGCAGCUUUACCCAUUUCAAUGGGUUAUGGGAAUUUGGAUGAGAUACAUAGAGUGUUUAUGGAUCUAUAUGCCACCAUGAUUUCCCUUUGGGCAGGUGGUGUACACAGGUGGCUGGACAAAGCUGCUCUUUUAGAGACAUCCAAAUCCCUCUCAGCUGAAGAACAGGAGCAAAACGGGAGACUUCUCCCAGUCCGAGAUGUGCAACGAGUAAAGCAACUUCUUGCAUUGCUUCCUAUGUGGACAGCACUCCCCAUCCACGGCCUCGUUCUGGCAACGGGUUCGACUUUCUUUGUUGUGCAAAGUGAAAGCCUCGAUCCUGAUCCUGUUUUGUCUAUAAAUGUUCUGUUUCUACUUCAGGGUUUCGUAACAGUUAUAGUUCCAUACGUCCAUGACUUUUUAGUAUCCAGAUGGAUUAAAAAACUUCCGAUGCAUCAUGUUAGACCGAUAUGGAUUCAAAAACUUCUGAAGAAUCGCAAUUGGGAUAGCGUGCUCUAUAAUCUGUUGCAUGGUAUCAAUGCUGAUGAAUCUUUGGAACAUUAUGAAUCGCCAUUCAACGAGUCUGCAAUUGGCGUUGGGAAGUUCCUGAGUGCGGCACUUGUUCUUACUUUGUCAGGCAGCUGGUUUCAUGACACUCUGAAAACAAGUCAUCUGGACAAAUAUUACAAGGUGUUAGGGUUGUAUCCAAUCUCCAUGAUCAAAGAGGACAAGAAACUGACAGUGAUAGUGGUAGGGGAUAUUGAUCCAACACUUGUAGUGAGCAAAUUGAGAGAACUGCGAGCAGAGGAGCACUAA
Molecule: messenger RNA, 1614 nt
Organism: Populus nigra (black poplar)
Lineage: Eukaryota; Viridiplantae; Streptophyta; Magnoliopsida; Malpighiales; Salicaceae
Product: protein NRT1/ PTR FAMILY 5.6-like
Exons: 8
Coding region: 1-1614 (537 amino acids)
Biological process (GO): transmembrane transport
Cellular component (GO): membrane
Molecular function (GO): transmembrane transporter activity
Source: RefSeq, a predicted model, not a curated record